Molecule: messenger RNA, 3904 nt
Organism: Myotis daubentonii (Daubenton's bat)
Lineage: Eukaryota; Metazoa; Chordata; Mammalia; Chiroptera; Vespertilionidae
Gene: NPHS2
Product: NPHS2 stomatin family member, podocin
Cellular component (GO): plasma membrane
Source: RefSeq, a predicted model, not a curated record
CCGCCGGGACACGCCGCAGGCGACUCUGCAGGGACCGCGCUCCCGCCGGCCGCUCGGAGGAUGGACAGGAGGGCGCGGAGCUCCUCCCGAGAGGCCCGGGGGAGUGGCGGCGGGACCCCCCGCAAGGAGAACCGGAGGGCGAAGGCCGAGAGGGGCGGUGGAGGCCGCGGGCGCCGGGAUGCGGGGCGCGAGCGGCGGGACGUCGGGCGGGAAGGGAGCCCCCGGGAGACCCGCGCGCCCGCGGCCGCCGUGGCAGCCACCGUGGUGGACGUGGAUGAUGUGCGGGGCUCCGGCGAGGAGGGCACCGAGGCGAUGGCGCCGCUGGAGAGCGAGCGGCCCGAGGAAGGUACCAAGUCUUCUGGGUUAGGGGCCUGCGAGUGGCUUCUUGUCCUCACAUCCCUGCUCAUCAUCAUCGUGACCUUCCCUUUUUCUGUCUGGUUCUGCAUAAAGGUUGUACAAGAAUAUGAGAGAGUAAUUAUAUUCCGACUGGGACAUCUGCUUCCUGGGAGAGCCAAAGGCCCUGGUCUUUUCUUCUUUUUGCCCUGCCUGGACACCUACCACAAGGUUGACCUUCGUCUCCAAACCUUGGAGAUACCCUUUCAUGAGGUUGUGACCAAAGACAUGUUUAUAAUGGAGAUAGAUGCCAUUUGCUACUACCGAAUAGAAAAUGCCUCUCUUCUCCUAAGCAGUCUUACUCAUGUGUCCAAAACUAUUCAGUUCCUCGUGCAAACCACCAUGAAGCGUCUGCUAGCACAUCGAUCCCUCACUGAAAUUCUUCUAGAGAGGAAGAGCAUCGCCCAAGAUGUAAAGGUCGCCUUGGAUUCAGUGACCUGUAUUUGGGGAAUCCAAGUGGAGAGAACAGAAAUUAAGGACGUGAGGCUGCCGGCCGGGCUGCAGCACUCCCUGGCUGUGGAAGCCGAAGCGCAGAGACAGGCCCGAGUGCGGAUGAUCGCUGCAGAAGGGGAGAGAGCCACCUCCGAGUCCCUGAGAAUGGCAGCUGAGAUUCUAUCAGGCACUCCAGCUGCUGUUCAGCUUCGAUACCUCCACACUCUUCAGUCCUUGUUCACAGACAAACCUUCCACCGUGGUUAUACCUUUGCCAUUUGACAUGUUAAAUUUCGUGUCUUCUCCCAGCAACAGAACUCAAGGAAGCAUCCCCUUCCCAAAUCCUUCCAAACCUGUUGAACCAUUGAAUCCUAAAAGGAAAGACUCUCCCAUGUUAUAAGAGGGGCGAAGGAUACUAUGUGGGAACCUGCCAUGUGACAGCCACACCCCUGAGUGUUCUCACUUCCUGCCCUUUCUUUUGGUUGCCGGAUAGAAUGCCCUCGGAAUGUAUGAAGUUGCAAUGCAGCAACCUACCUACAUGAGAAGACAGUGAAAUCAUGUAAUGACCAAGAAGAGAUACAACAAGUUUAAGUAGAUCAUCUAGUCAGAGUAAUUAUGGGAAAGAGCUUUAGCCAACAUUCUACUUUGGAAAGAAUUUUGAGUCCAUAUAUGGCUAAACUUAGAUGUGGUUCAAAUGUCCUUUUUGCUGUGUGCCCUCUGGCCCCUUUGGCAAUGUCUUUGCUGCUCCCACAGCCCUUUCUACAUGCGCUGAUCGUUGUGUUUAUUACACUGUGUUGUAUAAUCCUGUACUUAAGAUGCAGGCUUCUCUCCAACUAUACUAGGAACUCCUCAAAGGUACAUCUUAGUCAUUCUCCCCUGACCACACUCAACCUUGUACACUCCACCCCAUAGUCCUCACACCUAAUCCUGAUACCUGCACCACAGUGACACUUAAAUGAGUGAAUGAGAGUAAAAGAGAUAUAGUUGGGCUAAAUAUAAAUAAAGAAUUUAAAAGGAAUUAUAAAGUUCCUUUUUUAAUAAAGAUUCCUUUUUGAAAUAUAGAAAUAAAAGGACAAAAACAUUUAUCUGAUACAUGUUGCUUAAAAUCGGAGGAAGCAUCACUAUAAAUAUGGGGCCAAUGUAUUUUCAGUAUAGAAUUGGCCAGUUUGCGUAUUUUUCAAACAGUAUCAUUAUAUGAUCUAUACAUACUUUGAAGUAUUCUUUUCUUGCAUGUAUUCCCUAAUACAAAUACAUUUAUAUUAUAUAAUUGGCCUUAUUUUUUAUUAACUUGCCUUAUACAAUUAGAAAUAUAUAUCUAUAGAAAAAAUAUUAGUCACAUAAAUAAGAAUACUGAUAUAUAUAUAUAUAUAGUGAAUCUUCUUAUAAACUUAAAAAAACAAUAACAUUAUAAAACAUUACUAACAUGACAAAAACAUGACUAAAAAUCAUUAUGAAGAGACAUAUGAUAGAGAUGACCCUGGGAUUUUCCAUGUUGCUGUAGCAGACAGAAAUGGUGGUAGCUACCCCAGUGCUCACUAGUUGGUGAUUUCUCUCCGUCAAAGUGCCUCUUUACUCUUCAUGUUAUCUGAUGUCAUUACUGGAGAUGUCUUCCUGCUAGCCCGUGAGAACUUUAAAUAUUUGGCAUAAAAACAUCGGUAAAGGACUUCUGUUUAUGAAUGUUAUCCCAUAAACCCUGUUGAACAUUAUUUCAGAGAGAAAUGUAUUCUGAGCUCCUAACAGUGGACCUAGAAAUUUUGUUAGUAUUUUAUCUGUUGAAGACAGGUUGUUUUCCCACUAUGUUUAAAUAACAGAGACAAGGCCCCAAACCAAGGGUGCUUUGCCCAUCCUGUUCUCUCUCAAUCACUCCAAUACUCCUUCCCUCUGCCAUCCUCCUGCCCUCUACAAAAAGAACAAAAACUCCCUAGCAAUCUAAUAUAGCAGUGCAGCAUGAGGCCAACCUCACGGUCAUCUCUGUCAUAUGUCUCUAGGCCAUCUCAUCACCUCCAGCCACACUGGGAUAACCACACAUUCUAGCCCAACCUUGCUGUGCCCUUUGACUUGAGCCAAGCAAUGAAUCUUCCUAAGAUUAUGCAGGAUUAUUAGAUUAUUUCAGAACCUACAUAUGCAUACUGACAUGCCAAAUUCACUUAUUAAUAUGACCAUCGGCUUAUAAGGUUAGUAUAUAAUGAUGAUAAAUUUUCAAUUUUGUUUCAAAAGGCUAUUUCAUCCAGUUCUGAAAAAUGUUUCCGAAUGUUGGUAAGAGAGUCUCCCUAGUCCCUGCUCCCAAGGACCAGGCUUGGUUGUGUGGGAAUGGCGGUGCAGAAAGCCAUAGAUCAAACAGUCUCUGGGGCAAUGGGAGAUUCUGAAGGAGGAAAAGCUCUAAACCAUGUUCAAGUGCCAAAAUAGAAAGUGUGGAAUCCAAAAGGCGGUCAAAUCCAAGUAGGCCAAAGCAGGUAAUGAAAUCUGCCAAGCCAGGAGUAUGGAGCCAACGAGAGGAAAGCAAGCACGAAUGAGGCAGACAGAAUGGGGAAGGGGAAACUCCUGGGUGAUUCCCUAGAAUGUCUAACCAUUAGGCUUUGCAGUUUGUUUUUGUGCACCCGCCAGGGCACCGUCAUAGGUGGCCCAGCCCAUUUCAAGGGCCAAUGGCAAUUAGAGCAUUCCUGAAGCGGGAAAAAUGUUUCAUUACCGCUGUGUUGGCCUAUACCCAUCCCAGUGUACUUUUGAUUGAAGUUAGGAUGACAUCAAGAGUUGUUGGUCACUUUUCACCCCCUAUAGAUGUUCUUGAUAUUGGGCUGGCAGAUGUUGGAAUGACUAAUGAAAAAAAGGAGGUAGGGUCAUGCUGUUUCCGGUAAAAACCACAGCCAGGAACAGAACAGUGAGAAGUGAAUGCCAGGAUGACAAUGUAACAAUAGCUUGUAUGGACCUUUAAUAAUUCCUAAGGUCCCUGACGUUAACAAAAAGUAUUCGGAAAAACUUAUUAAGAAUUCUUUGUUGCCAUGUUGAAAAUGCGAAUUCCUCCUCCAUAUUUUUGUGAAUCCCAAAGUCUGAAUAAAGUUUACUAUGUCUUCAAAAAAAAAAAA